UGGUUGAGAAAUACAAAUUUGGUUGACUCACCCUUCUCUCUCUCCUACUUCCUAGUUUUCCUGUUUCACUACAUCCCUCCUUCUAUAUGCACUCACCUGUCUACUCUCUUUUUGUACCAACAACCAACAUACCUCACUCACUCACUCCCCUCACUCUCUUCUUCUUCUUCUUCUUCUUCUUCUUCUUCUUCUUCUUCUUCUUCACUUCCACAAUUCAUCAAACACCUUCCACUCAUCAUUUUCUUCACCUCUAACCACUACUUCCAUUGUUUCUUUCAAUAUCUCAAACCAAAAUCUCAUAACCCUUUAUGGCUAAAUGUCCAUAAACGAAUCCCAAACUCAUCACAACAAUGUUGAAACCAAAACCACAUUCACAACACCAAUUUCUUCAAAAACCCACCCAAUUUUGACCCUUCAAUUAAAAGAACCACAAGACACAAUUUUUCCUACAAAUUCAACCACCCUUUUAACCAAAACAAUGACUUCAACAAACUCUACUUCAACAGAACCACUACCUUCUCCAGAUGAAAUCGCCAUUAAAGCUGUUAAUAAACGCUAUGAAGGUCUUGUUACAGUUAGAACCAAAGCUAUCAAAGGUAAAGGUGCUUGGUAUUGGAAUCAUCUUGAACCAAUUUUGGUUCGAAAUCCUGAUUCAGGUGUUCCUAAAUCUGUUAAACUUAAGUGUUGUUUGUGUGAUUCUGUUUUUUCUGCUUCAAAUCCUUCAAGAACAGCUUCUGAACAUUUAAAGCGUGGAACUUGUUCUAAUUUUAACAAUUCUGGGUUUAAAAAUGAACCCGGUUCGGUUCCUUCUCCGGUUCCUAUUUCGUCGGUUUCCGGUUCGAACCGGAAAAGAGGUUCACCUCAUCAAUUGGGUGUUUCUGUUUCAGUUUCAACUUCACCAACAUCAUUAACUUAUCAAAAUCAUAACUUGGCAUUGGUUGAAAUUGGGUACCCUCAGGUGCAUGGUAAUAUGGUGAACCAUCAGAACCAGAACCAGAAUCAUCAGAAUCUGAAUCAGAAUCAUUUGAUGUUGUCUGGUGGAAAAGAAGAUUUGUGUGCUUUGGCUAUGUUUGAAGAUAGUGUGAAGAAGUUAAAGAGUCCAAAAACAUCACCUGGUGCUUCUUUGAGUAAAGAACAGGUUAAUUCUGCUUUGGAUUUACUUGCUGAUUGGUUUUAUGAAUGUUGUGGUUCUGUUUCUUUGUCAACACUUGAGCAUAGAAAGUUUCAAGCUUUUCUAUCUCAGGUUGGUUUACCUGUAGGAAAUGGUUUAAGACGCGAAGUUUCUGGUCCAAGGCUCGACGCUAGGUUUAGCGAGGUUAAGAGUGAAUCCGAGGCGAAAAUUAGGGAUGCUAUGUUUUUUCAGGUAGCUAGUGAUGGUUGGAAGAGUUAUAAUAAUAGUAAUAUUAAUCUUAAUAGUAAUAGUAAUAAUAGGAAUUUGAAUGGUUUGUGUUGUGGUGGUGAGAGUUUGGUUAAGUUUAUGGUGAAUCUUCCAAAUGGGAGUAGUGUUUUUCAAAAGGCGGUGUUUACGGGCGGGGGAGUUGUGAAUUCGAAGUAUGCGGAAGAGAUUUUUUGGGAGACUGUGACUGGUGUUAGUGGAAGUGUUGUUCAGAGAUGCGUAGGGAUUGUUGCUGAUAAGUUUAAGGAUAAGGCAUUGAGGAAUUUGGAGAUUCAAAACCAUUGGAUGGUAAAUACUUCUUGUCAGCUUCAAGGGUUUCUUAGUUUAAUUAAGGAUUUUAACAAAGAACUCGAACUUUUCAGUGUUGUUACUAAGAAUUGUCUUAAAGUUGCGAAUUUUAUAGAUACUGAGUCUCAGGUGAGGAAUGUUUUUGUUAACUAUAGAAUGCAGGAGAUGGAGUAUGCCGGGUUGAUUCGAGUCCCUUCGCCGAAAUGUGACCCGUUGAAGAAUUUUGCGUCCGUGUUUCCGAUGCUUGAGGAUAUUUUGAGCUGUGCUAGAGUCAUUCAAAUGGUUGUGAUGGAAGAGGCGUUUAAGGUAAUGUUUAUGGAGGAUCCGCAUGCUCGAGAAGUGGCUGGUUUGGUUCAGAAUGAGGUGUUUUGGAACGAGCUCGAAGCUGUUUAUUCUCUUGUGAAGAUUAUUAAAGGUAUGGUUCAAGAUAUAGAGGCGGAGAGGCCGUUGAUCGGUCGGUGUUUGCCUCUUUGGGAGGAGCUAAAAACCAAAGUGAAAGAAUGGUGUGGAAAAUACAAUGUUGUCGAAGGACCUGUGGAGAAAAUACUCGAAAAACGGUUUCGAAAAAAUUACCACCCGGCAUGGUCAGCAGCGUUUAUACUCGAUCCACUUUACUUGAUCAAAGACACGAGUGGAAAGUAUCUUCCGCCGUUCAAGUUUUUGACGCGUGAACAAGAGAAAGACGUUGAUAAGUUACUUACACGGUUAGCUUCAAGAGAAGAAGCUCAUGUCGUGUUGAUGGAGCUAAUGAAAUGGAGAUCAGAAGGGCUCGACCCUCUUUACGCACAAGCUGUUCAAAUGAAACAAAGAGAUCCCUUGACUGGUAAGAUGAAAGUUGCAAAUCCGCUUAGUAGUCGACUUGUUUGGGAAACAUGUUUGUGUGAGUUUAAAUCUUUAGGGAAGAUUGCGGUGAGGCUCAUUUUUCUUCAUGCAACUUCAUGUGGAUUUAAGAGUAAUUGGUCUUUCAUGAAGAAAGUUUCUGGAAACAAAAACUCAAGAGUCGCAUUAGAAAGAGCUCAGAAAAUGAUAUAUAUUGCAGCUCAUGCAAAGCUUGAAAGGAGAAAUUUUUCGAGUGAGGAAGAAAAAGAUGCAGAAUUGUUUGCCAUUUCCGGAAGUGAUGAAGAUAGCAUGCUAGCUGAAGUUUAUGCUGAUGCAAUGCAAUCUUAGUGUAAUGCAUGGUUUUAAAUUGCGACUGCAACAUAAAAUAAUUCAAAUUUCUGCAACGGCAUCACAACCACAUUUUCCAGCAAUAUAAAGGUUCGCAACAUAACCAUGACCGUGUUUUAAAACCAUAGUGUUGUAAUGUGCUUCUUUUUUUACUUAUAUAGAUUUAUGUAAUUUUUUAGGAUUUAUCAUAUUCUUUCAAGAACUUUCUAUUAUUCUGUUAUAUCCAAUGGAAAAAAAUAUUCUUGACUUUGGGAUUGGAAUAGAAGAAUAUUAGAAGAGGUUUAAAAAAAAGCAUGUUGUUAGUGACUGUGUUAUUAUCAGCUUUGAUUCUAAAUUCUAAUGAAUCAUCAAUCUUUCAGCAUUUAUUUAUUUAUUUAUUUUAGCAUGACAACAAUCCAUGAAGAGAGCAAGAAGAAUGUGGCAAUUUGUUGAGUUAUUUUUUUAAUGAGAUUGGUUUUGAGUUCUA
This is a messenger RNA of Trifolium pratense (red clover), 3317 nucleotides long. RefSeq lists its product as uncharacterized. The transcript has a single exon. The record is from RefSeq and is a predicted model, not a curated record. The coding region runs from base 317 to 2851 and encodes 844 amino acids. Lineage: Eukaryota; Viridiplantae; Streptophyta; Magnoliopsida; Fabales; Fabaceae.